UCCCUAGGGCAGUGGAUUGUCAGCAAAGCAAAGAAGGCAUGCAGGACCUCUUCAGGAACUUUCCUCACGUUCCUCAUCUGCUUGAUAGUUGUUGGGCUGGCAACGAUGAUCAUCCCCCAUCUCCUGGUGCGUCUUGUCUCACGUGCAUCUACAGACACAACCUCGGUCUGGCUAAUUCGGUCACAGCAAGGAUUCAGUGCACUCCCGGUGGCAGAAG
This is a messenger RNA of Candidula unifasciata, 217 nucleotides long. NCBI's taxonomy places the organism in Eukaryota, Metazoa, Mollusca, Gastropoda, Stylommatophora, Geomitridae. The record is from the annotation of a GenBank genome assembly.